CGGCGGGUUUAGCCAGAUAUUCAGAUAAAGAAGCAAGCAGGAGGAGGAGGCUUUCUAAGGCGGUGGUUCCGGGAAAUCGAGGCCCUAGGAUUGUUCACUUAUCUCAAUAUUAACAAGAUAUUUGUGAGAGAAGAGUCAGCGACUACGGGUUUGCUGAGAGACCAGAAAGCAAUGGAAACCAGAGAGAGAAAGGAACUCCUUCUGGAACAAAGGCAAGUCCUGAUAUUCUUUGUCUUGCUGGGCAUGACUCUGGCUGGUUCUGAGAGUAGGCGCUAUUCGGUGGCUGAGGAAAUGGAGAGUGGCUUUUUUGUGGCCAAUUUAUUAAAAGACUUGGGGCUGGAAGUAGAUGAACUGAUUGUGCGGGGUCCCCGGAUUGUAUCCAAAGGGAAAAAACUGAGUUUACAGUUUGAUAGGCAGACAGGGGAUUUAUUUUUAAAUGAGAAGCUGGACCGAGAGGAGUUAUGUGGUUCUACAGAGCCCUGUGUAUUACCUUUCCAGGUGUUAUUGGAAAAUCCCUUGCAGUUUUUUCAGGCUGAGCUACAGAUUAGGGACAUAAAUGAUCAUUUUCCAGUCUUCCUAGACAAAGAAAUAUUUUUGAAAAUUUCAGAAAGUACCACACCCGGAACCACUUUCCUAAUAGAACGUGCCCAGGACUUAGAUGUAGGAAGCAAUAGUCUCCAAAAUUACACAAUCAGCCCCAAUUUCUACUUUCAUCUUACAAUACAAGACAGUACUGAUGGCAUAUUACCACAACUGGUGUUGGAUAAAGCACUGGAUCGAGAGGAACAGCCUGAACUCACGUUAACUCUUACAGCGCUGGAUGGCGGUACUCCACCAAGGUCUGGUACUGCCCUGGUCCUCAUUGAAAUCUUGGACAUCAAUGACAAUGCCCCUGAGUUUACAAAAGUACUCUAUGAGGUGCGGGUUCCAGAAAACAGCCCCAUUGGAUCCCACGUUGCUACUGUCUCUGCCAGGGAUUUAGAUAUUGGAGUUUACGGACAAAUAUCUUAUGCAUUUUUCCAAGCCUCUGAAGAUAUUCGCAAAACCUUUCAAAUAAAUGCAAAAUCGGGAGAACUCCUUUUAACACAAAAGCUGGAUUUUGAAUCAGUUCAGAUUUACACUAUAAAUAUUCAGGCAACAGAUGGUGGGGGCCUUUCUGCAAGUUCUGUGGUUCUUAUCCAAGUGAUAGACUUGAAUGACAACUCUCCAGAACUGACCAUGUCCACACUUAUCAAUCAAAUACCAGAAAACUUGCAGGAAACCAUAAUUGCCAUAUUCAGUGUUUCAGAUUCUGACUCUGGAGACAACGGAAGAAUAGUGUGCUCUAUCCCAGAUGAUCUUCCUUUCUUCCUGAAACCGUCUGUAGAGAACUUUUACACUCUGGUGACAAACACAGCCCUGGACAGGGAGACCAGGUCUGAGUAUAAUGUCACCAUCACUGUUAGUGACAUGGGGACACCCAGACUGAAAACUGAGCACAGCAUAAUAAUCCUCGUUUCUGACGUCAAUGACAAUGCCCCUGCUUUCUCCCAAAAGUCAUACACGCUGUUGGUGCACGAGAACAACCAGCCCGCUCUGCACAUAGGCAGUGUCAACGCCACAGACAGAGACUCAGGCACCAACGCCCAGAUCACCUACUCCCUGCUUCCAACCCAGGACCUGCACCUGCCCCUCGCCUCGCUGGUCUCUAUCAACGCAGACAAUGGGCAGCUGUUCGCGCUGAGGGCGCUGGACUUCGAGGCCCUGCAGGCAUUCGAGUUCCGCGUGGGCGCCACAGACCAAGGCUCUCCCGCGCUCAGCAGCCAGGCGCUGGUGCGAGUGGUGGUGCUGGACGACAAUGACAACUCGCCCUUCGUGCUGUACCCAAUGCAGAACGCCUCUGCGCCCUGCACCGAGCUGGUACCCAGGGCGGCAGAGCAGGGCUACCUGGUCACCAAGGUGGUGGCAGUGGAUGGAGACUCGGGCCAGAACGCCUGGCUGUCAUACCAGCUGCUCAAGGCCACGGAGCCAGGGCUGUUUGGCGUGUGGGCGCACAAUGGCGAGGUGCGCACCUCCAGGCUGCUGAGUGAGCGCGACGCGGCCAGGCACAGGCUGGUGGUGCUGGUCAAGGACAAUGGCGAGCCUCCGCUGUCUGCCAGCGUCACGCUGCACGUGCUGCUGGUGGAUGGCUUCUCCCAGCCCUACCUGCCGCUCCCUGAAGUGGCGCCCGAGCGUGCGCAGGGGGACUCGCUCACUGUCUACUUGGUCAUCGCCUUGGCUUCGGUGUCAUCUCUCUUCCUCUUCUCUGUGCUGGUGUUCGUGAUUGUGAGGCUGUGCAGGAGGCGCAGGGCGGUGCCGCUGAGUGUCUGUUCUAUGCCCGAGGGCCACUUUCCGGGUCACCUGGUGGAUGUUAGUGGCAGGGGUACCCUGUCUCAGAGCUACCAAUAUGAAGUGUGUUUGAUGGGCGGCUCUGGCACCAGCGAGUUCAAAGUUCCUAAGCCCAUUAUCCCCAAUUUCCUUGCGCGAGGUGUGGAGACAGGAAGUGACGAAAAUCCCAGUUUCAGGAAUAAUUUUGAAUUCAGUUAAAUAUCAAGAAGGAUCCACUGAGUCUGGUCUCAAUUUGUACAAAGUUCUGUUUUUAUUGCUUUGCCCAUUUAUGCAUCUCCUCUCUUCUGCUCUCCUAUCUUCCCAUCCCCUCCCCUCCCCAAUCCUCCCUCUCCUCUUUUCUUCUUUCCUUCCUCCUCCUCCUCCUCUUCUCUCAAGUAUCUAUUCCAAUGCUGUGCACAUUACUGAUAUUUCUAAAUAUAUGGUCUUGUGGUAUGAUUAAUGUAAAUUUUCUUUGUAUUCCUUUUUAAAAAUUAGUCUAACAACUUAGAUUUAAAGUGUGAAAUAAAUUUUGUAUUUUUAGAAAUCCUUAAUUUUUAAGUUAAAGCACCUUACCCCAAACUCACAUCCCCAGAAAACUCAUAUGCUCCUAAUUUUGAAGUCCUAUAUUUAAAAUAUUUGCUAUCAUUACACAGGAUAAAAUUUUCCCAUCUGGAAUAUUUUGGGGUUUUAUAUCCUCUUCCCCCAAUGUAACUUUUAUUUUGUGAACUUACAGUGGCUAAACCAUUAAUAUGGGUUUAUUCAUAAAUAAAUUGCACCCUCCAUGAAUUUAUCUAAAUAUGUACUUCUUUAAAAUAUUGACAUGUAAAAAAUAUUAUUCUUUAGCGAGAAGCCUAACUGUUGGAUUCUACAAAAUAUUCACAUUACAAAUUAUAAAUUUUUGUCAAAAAUCACUCAGCUGGGCAGUAACCUAUUGCCAGAAAAUUGUAAGCUUAAUGCCAGCCUUGGUCACUUAGACCCUGCCUCAAAAUAAUACAAACAAUGGAGAUGUAGCUAAGUGCUAUAACAUUGUGGGCUCAAUCACCAGUAGGAAAAUCACUCAUAUUCUAAAAUAAUUUAAAAUUUAAGUUCUACUAUUUAACUAAUAGUAUCUAUCCAGUGAUUUUCAAAGACAUGCCAAUUUUUCAUGUUUUCUAUUUAAAAUAGUCUUUAAAAUUCUCUGCUUAUUCUAAUCCCCCCUUUUAAAAACCUGUUUUAAUUAUUUAAAACCCUCUAACUGAGCCCUUCAUCAAAAUCUAAAACUAUACCAGAGAAUAUAUAUUUGACCUUUAUCAACUUUUAGAAAAUUCACAUGUAAUUGGGAUUUGCAUUUUUCAGAUUUUUUUGGAGUAUUUAUGAAAAACCUAUAUUAAUGAUUUAGCCACUGUAAGUUCACAAAAUAAAAGCUAUACCGGGGGAAGAGGAUAUAAAAUCCCAAAAUAUUCCAAAUGGGAAAGUUUUAUCCUGUGUAAUGAUGGCAAAUAUUUUAAAUGUAGGACUUCAAAAUUAGUUAAUUAGAAAAAACCUGAUGGAGGACAAAAAUGUAUGCAGUACCACUCAGUCUAUUUUUUGUGCUGCCUUCUUCUAUUUGGUCCCUUUAGUUCCCUAAGAUUUUCAAUUUUUUAAAAGUUGCUUAAAUCAUAUUUGUCAAUAGCUCCCCAUUAUGGCAUGAUGAACACAGUCAUUAGACCAUUUUAAUUUCUUAAUAAAAAUUUUGAAUGAUUG
Ictidomys tridecemlineatus (thirteen-lined ground squirrel) is the source of this 4068-nucleotide messenger RNA. RefSeq names its product protocadherin beta 2 (gene Pcdhb2). Gene Ontology annotation, cellular component: plasma membrane. The record is from RefSeq and is a predicted model, not a curated record. Gene Ontology annotation, molecular function: calcium ion binding. Gene Ontology annotation, biological process: homophilic cell-cell adhesion. Lineage: Eukaryota; Metazoa; Chordata; Mammalia; Rodentia; Sciuridae.